Cebus imitator (Panamanian white-faced capuchin) is the source of this 458-nucleotide messenger RNA. Its product is annotated as 60S ribosomal protein L32-like. Gene Ontology annotation, molecular function: structural constituent of ribosome. The transcript is spliced from 2 exons. Bases 45 to 458 code for a protein of 137 amino acids. Gene Ontology annotation, biological process: translation. Gene Ontology annotation, cellular component: ribosome; cytosolic large ribosomal subunit. Lineage: Eukaryota; Metazoa; Chordata; Mammalia; Primates; Cebidae. The record is from RefSeq and is a predicted model, not a curated record.
UUGGCGCUGCCUACAGAGGUAGCAGCGAUCUCCUCCUCAGCAUCAUGGCUGCCCUUAGACCCCUUGUGAAACCCAAGAUCGUCAAAAAGAGAACCAAGAAGUUCAUCCGGCACCAGUCAGACCGAUAUGUCAAAAUUAAGCGUAACUGGCGGAAACCCAGAGGUAUUGACAACAGAGUUCGUAGAAGGUUCAAGGGCCAGAUCUUGAUGCCUAACACUGGUUAUGGGAGCAACAAGAAAACAAAGCACAUGCUGCCCAGUGGCUUCCGGAAGUUCCUGGUCCACAACGUCAAGGAGCUGGAAGUGCUGCUGAUGUGCAACAAAUCUUACUGUGCUGAGAUCGCUCACAAUGUUUCCUCCAAGAACCGCAAAGCCAUUAGCCUGCACAAUGAUGCUGUUGACAUUAGUGUGGAAACUUUGCCGUUAUCAAUAGAGUUACCUAAAGUUAAACCAAAAUAA